AUGCAAUUUAAUUGUGAUAGGCAUCAGUAAUUUCAUCCUAUUUACAUAAAAUUAGAUGAUGAUUAGUACUUUAAGUGCGCUAAAUGCAUCACUUAAUAUAAAAUUAGUGGAGAUUAGCUUAUUUUAGUUGAGGAGGUUAAUUAGUAUAGCUAAUCAUCUAUAAUAUCUAACUGGCCUCCAGUAAAUGACUCUUAGUUAUUGAGCUAAGUUGAACAAAUAGUAAAUAAAGACUCAGAUAAAUCAUAAAUAAAAAUAUUAAAUGAUUUUUUUGAAAACUUUAGGCGAGAGUUAAAUGAAUAGCUUACAAAUUUAUAGUAGAUUAUUAACAUACAAAUUAAUAAAUAUUAAAACUCAAAUUAAACCUUACUUGAUGUAUACAAUAAAUUGGCAGAAAAAUAGGUAUUUAAAUAAUUACUUACAUCUUAAACAAACACGUAAGAAUCUACUGUGUAGUUUACUUUAUUCUUAAAAGAUAAAAUAGAAUAAAGAAGUUAAAUUUCUUAAGAGUUGAUCAAAUCUAUAGGCAAUUAUAACUAAUCAAUUCAAGAAAUAGACUUGGACUUACCUAAGAAAAUAAAAGAAGAUAUUAUUCAUUCUUUAGAAAAAGUUUGCUUAUAUUUUUAAGAAGAUAACUACAAAUAAAAUAAUAAUAAAGAAUUGAACUAUAAUUUUCGUUAAAUGAAAUUUAAUUCUGAUUAAAGCAAUGUAGACAAGCUAAUACAGCUUAUAUCAAAUAAAUCUAACUUUUGCACUUAAAGAUUUAUCUCGAAAAUUGAAUAAAUAUUGAACAAAUACUCAGUAUUGAUAAAUAAAGAAGAUAUGGAAGAUCUUUUUAUUGAAUAAAAAUAACCAAUAGAUUUUAGCUCAUUAAGCAUUCCUCAAUUAGAAGAUAUUAGGGAGAUAGUAUAAAACUAAACUUACAAAAAUAAAUUAUUAGAAGAAGGAAAAUAAGCUUAAUGCUCUCCUUAUAUAGAAUAAAUGAUAAAUUUAAUUUCUAAUAGGAGCAAUUAAGUUAGUAAAUAAUCUAUCAACAAAAUAAAGCAAUCUUUAGAAAAAGUGGAGCCACUAUUUAAAGAUAUAAUUUAGCUAGAUGGAGAAGUUGAAGAUUUCCAUAAAAUAAAAGAAUCUCAAUACAAAACUAUACUUAAACUUGCUAAAAAAUAUUAAGAUAUUGAAUAUAUGAAUUAGCCUUCUGAAAAUGUAAAUAGAAUUUUGAGAUUGAUAUCAAACAAUUCUAAUUUUGUCAGAUCAAAGUACCUUUAAGAGAUAGAAGAGAAGUUAGAUAGCUUAAAAGCAAUUAUAGAUGAGAUUUAAAUUAACGAUGAAGAUAUGUUUACUUCUACUCCAAUCGAUUUUAGAUAUAUGUCAUAUGACUAGCUUUAAUUAAUAAAUAAUUUAGUUAAAAAGUACUCUGAAAUAAAUCAUUUAUAAGUUGAUAAUUUGCAUAAAUCUCCCGUAAAAGAUCCUUUGUAUAACACUUACUUAAAUGAAAGCACCAACAACACAUUUAUUGUACUAUAAUAUAUAGACUUUAAAUUCUUUAAUGAGUCAGAUAAAACCAAAAUAAGAGAUAUUCUAUAUAAAUAUCCCAUAUUAGAUACUAUAGAUAUAGCAAAUCCUUAUAAAGAUUUAACAAAAGAAGUAAACUUUACUCCAUCGUUGUAUAAUGAUUCGGACAAAAAUGUCAAAAUUUGGAGAAAUCCUUAGCAAGAGCUAGUGAUUGACCAUUUCUAAUAUCAGAGUCAGUCUAUUCAAACAGUAUUUGAUGCUGACUUGGAUCCAAACUUAAAAUAUGUUGUUAGGAUUGAGAUUGAACCAAUGAAUAAUUUUAAUUACUAUUCAAGGAUUGGUUUGAUUAGAUCCUUCAAUAAGAAUACUCAUAGAAUAUUUGCUGAUAAUCUUUGCUACUGUAAUCAAAAUUCAUAUGGUAUAACAAAAGUCAUAAAAGGAAAAAGACUUAAUGACCCUUCUCUAAGAUUUUCAUUAAAAGCAAGAAAUUUAGAGUUUAGAAUUUGGAUCAAAGGUAAAAUAUUUAUGGUAGCUGAUUACCCAGGCUAUUAAAACAUCAACAGUAUUGAGGAUGAUGCUAAAGAAAUAGAACUUUAUAGCUCACUGACAUUAGGUACUUUAGGUUUUAAUAUCAAAAGUUUUAUUAUCAAGUAUUUUAAAGUUGUAGAUCAUUUUCCUUAGAUUUGA
Tetrahymena thermophila SB210 is the source of this 2196-nucleotide messenger RNA. RefSeq lists its product as hypothetical. Lineage: Eukaryota; Ciliophora; Oligohymenophorea; Hymenostomatida; Tetrahymenidae. The transcript has a single exon. The record is from RefSeq and is a predicted model, not a curated record.